This is a messenger RNA of Solanum lycopersicum (tomato), 1822 nucleotides long. Its product is annotated as aluminum-activated malate transporter 2. The record is from RefSeq and is a predicted model, not a curated record. Gene Ontology annotation, biological process: malate transport. Gene Ontology annotation, cellular component: plant-type vacuole membrane. NCBI's taxonomy places the organism in Eukaryota, Viridiplantae, Streptophyta, Magnoliopsida, Solanales, Solanaceae.
UUUUUUUUAUAUAGAGAAUUUCAAGAAAUGGCAAUGAAAAAUCAAGAAAAUGUUGGGAUUUUAAAGAAAUUUCCAGAAGCUUCUAAUAAAAUGUAUUCAUUUGGGAGUAAUGUGAAGAAAAUAGCUAAAGAAGAUCCAAGAAAAUUAAUUCAUUCAAUUAAAGUUGGAUUAGCAAUUGCAUUAGUUUCAUUGUUUUACUACUUUGAACCAUUGUUUGAUUAUGAAGGAUUUGGUGUUUCUUCAAUGUGGGCUGUUUUAACUGUUGUUGUCGUCUUCGAAUUUUCUGUUGGAGCAACACUUGGGAAGGGAGUUAAUAGAGGAUUUGCAACAUUUUUAGCUGGUUCAUUAGGUGUUGCAGUUCAUAGACUUGCUACCUUUACAGGGUCAGACAAAUUGCAACCAAUAAUACUUGGAUUAUCUGUUUUUUCGAUAGCUGCGAUAGCGACUUUUUUGAGAUUCGUACCAAAAUUGAAAGCGAGAUAUGAUUAUGGCAUUCUCAUUUUUAUUUUGACGUUCUCAAUGAUAUCUGUCUCGGGGUAUCGAGACCCUGUGGUGCUUGAUAAGGCGAUUACCCGAGUAACUACGAUCCUCAUUGGGGGCGUGGCGGCGAUCAUGUUUAAUGUGAUUAUAUACCCGGUAUGGGCCGGUGAAGAUCUACACAAUUUAAUUGCCACAAAUAUUGAAGAUCUUGGAAUUUCUCUUGAAGGAUAUGGAACACAAUACUUCAAGAAAAUAGAUGUGAAGUCUGAAGAGGAAUUAGAGAGAAUAUCUCUUAAGGAAUACAAAUGUGUUGUCUACUCAAAAGCUAGUGAAGAAAAUCUGGUCAAUUUUGCAAAAUGGGAGCCACAUCAUGGAAAAUUCAGAUAUAGACAUCCAUGGGGUCAAUAUUUGAAAAUUGGAGAUCUUGUUCGUGAAUGUGCCAUUAAAAUCAAUGCUUUGAAUUCAGAUCUUACCUCUUGCAAUAUGACACAAGAAGGAAGGAAAAUAAUUCAAGAACCAUGCACAAAGAUGAGCAUAGAGUGUGGUAGUGCAUUGAAGGAAAUAGCAAUGUCAAUGAAGACAAUGACACUUUAUCCAACAAUUGAUUCACAUAUUCUAAAAGCAAAAUCAUCAUCUGAAAAACUAAGAUCCAUAAUUAGAAAUGGUGAUUUAAUUGAAGAAUUAGAGUUGCAAAAACUACUCCCAUCAACAAGAAUUGCUUCACUUAUGCUAGACAUAGUGUCAAAUUCAAUAGAAAUUGUGAACUCUGUGAAUCAACUUGCUACACUAAUGAAAUUCAAGAUUUUGUCAUCAAAACCAAAGAGAUUAGGGAGCAAGAGUAGAAUUCCAAGUGGAAAUAUUGGAGAAGCACACCUUGUGGUUAAUGUUGAGUGAAUAAGGUCAAAAUCGUAAUCUUUGAGAAUCAAUGAAACUUCAAACAGUCUGAAACUCGAUAGAUGAAUAAUGGAUAUGUAUCGUUUAUAUAUACCAUUUCACACUCAUUAAGUAUAUAAGGUUUUCGCUUAUAUGACAAAGUUUGAACUAGUGACGUACGUCUACCUCAUACAUCAAUUAUGAAUUUUUUGUUGUUAGACCAAAGGUUGAGGGGUCAUUGUAAAAUGAGGAGAUGGUAUGAAAUGAAAUAUAUAAUAGUUCGUAAAUUCAUGUUAAAAGCUCGAUAGAUGGAUAGUGGAUAUUUUUAUUUAUAUAUUUAUACUUGACUAAAUAUCAAAAUCUUGUUUACGUAAUAAUGAUUUGAAUAAUUAUAUAUGGCUAACUCAUACAUUAAUGACAUAUUGUUAUUGUAAAUAGAGUGAUCUAGAUGGCAUGAAAUGCAAUAUAA